AUGCCAUCUGAUGCGGCGGACGAUGUUCCUUCUCUCAGCCAGAUACGCGCUGCCAUCUCCGAAAAAUUCGGCUAUCGCGCGUGCCUCUGGCAGCUACAAGUCGUCCAAGCACUUCUUCGAGGAGACAAAGAUGUGGUUUGCAUUGCGGGUACCGGUUCCGGGAAGACAUUAACAUUCUGGAUGCCUCUGGUGUUUAAGCCUAAGGGCCUGCAAAUCAUAGUCACUCCCCUCAAUAUCCUCGGGGACCAGAAUACAGGCGGAUUGAAGAAGCUUGGAAUAUCUGGGAUUGCUUUGAAUAAGGAGACUGCUACUGCUCGUAACCUGCAGGAUGUUGAAGACGGCAAAUAUAGCGUUGUUACUGUCAACCCUGAGAUCCUCAACUCACGGUUUGACAGGCUAUGGAAGAAUGAGACAUUCACGUCUCGUAUCAUAAGCAUGGUUUGGGAUGAAGCUCACUGUGUCAGCACGUGGGGCGACUUCCGAGAGCAAUACAAGGAAUCACAUCGUCUACGGUAUAUUAUUCCACAGACCAUUCCUUUCUACCUGCCCUCCGCAACUUUGCCUGAAAUUGUCCUGAAAGAUGUUAUGUCAAUUCUCCAGAUACGCCAGGAUAAAUUGUGUAUCAUACAAAGGCCAAAUGAUCGCCCCAAUAUUCGGAUAGCAGUCAGCAAGAUGAAACACCCUGCCAAUAGCUUUCGCGACUUAGAUUUCUUGAUCCCGAAUAGCCAACCACCCGAGGAGCCUCACAAAAAAUUCCUCGUAUUCUUCGACAGCAUCGCAGAAAGCUUGAAGGCCACAAAAUAUUUGCAAGCUCGGCUUUCUGAGGUCCACGGCAGGGACCAUGUGGGCAAGGUUGCUUGGUUUAAUUCCGAUAUGAGCGACAGCUACCGCCGUGACUACGCUAAAGAACUCAGAAUGGGCGAGGUGUGGGGUCUCAUCUGCACGGAUUCAUUCGGAAUGGGAAUGGAUCUUCCGGAUAUUGACACCAUCGUACAAUGGAAAGCGACCUGUACAAUGUGUGCGCUCUGGCAACGCUUCGGUCGUGGUGCGCGUGACUUCAGGAGGACAGCGUUUGCCCUGUUCCUAGUCGAGCCAAAACAUUUUGAUGGAGAGAAGGAGAAAGCGGCAAAGGCAAAGGCGCGACGCGAGGCGAAUAAGAAGAGGAAGGCAAUCGCGCACCAAGACAGCAAUCAGACAAAGAAGACCCGUACCUCCAACUCACCGGCUUCAUCCGUCGUCCCUACGUCUACCCACAACCCUGCACCUCGUGUGCCGGUGAUGUUACCCGAGUCCGACGCGCAGCCAUGCGCAGUUGAAACGGUAGAGAGCGCCGAUGCAGACGGCGAGAAUGAUGAGAACGCGAAUGACGGAGGAUAUGAGGAGCUACGAGAGGUGUAUGAGCGCGCUGAGAUGUGCGGGACAACAGGUAAACGGACACGUACCAUAGAACCAGCGAUGCAGGACAUGAUCAAUGCGAGCACACGAACGUUCAAAUGCUUCCGCAUACCCGUGAAGGUAUAUUUUAGGAAUGACAAACUUGAAUCAGAUCACAACGCGUGCGACCCGAGCCUUCCCACAGGCUGCACGCGUUGUGCAAGCAUACCACCUCCCGUCUGCUGCAACUUGUGCCAUCCCGACGCAUUCCCCCCCUUUGAUAGCCCCACCCCAUCUGCGCCCCCUGCUCCCCGUCGUUCUGCGCUCAAGGACUACAAACUGGAUUCCACGGACUCUAAGCUAAGACAGGCCCUCCAUGACUUGCGUAUGAAGCGGGCAGAAGAACUGUAUGGGCCCGCUGUAGUUCGGGAUCUCGGGCCCGGGUGCUUCAUGCCUGACAGCAUCCUGAAGAGGAUUAUUGACUGCGCACACUACAGCAAAGUCACUACGACAAAGGAGCUGGCGACGGAGACACGAUGGACGUUAGCAGAACAGUACGGCCACGAUGUCCUCGCUGUGAUCAACGCGGCUCGACCGGUAUUACAGCAGAGUCCGUUCACCUCAGAACCCAAGGGGCAAAUAUCAAGUAGUCGGGAUCGCCCUCCACCAUCAUCUGGGACGCCGUCUGCCCCGGCCAGGCAGCCGCGGCAGUGUCGCGCUUGUGGGGCAACUGAUCAUAUUGCAUCUAACAGACGUUGUCCCAAACAUGGAGUCACCUCAUCCUCGCCAGCUAUCUCUGGCGACGAGAAUCGGCAUCCAGGGCCGAUGGAAUAUAGUCGGCUAUCUGGGCGAGUCCAAAGCACUUCAAUCUCACAAUGCCCUGCACCCCCGAUUUGUCCCUAUCCCAUGCCAAUUAUAAACAGUCCUCCGUCGAACUUCUUUCCAGGUUACGCUAUGUACAAUCUCCCAUCUCUGUCACAUCAUUAUCCACCAGCCCGAGCAUCACCUCUACGUGCUUCGCAAAUCGCGCCCAACUUCUUUUAUGGAUACACAUCUCCUGCAGGGCCGUCUACUCCCCGGACAAUGGAUCGAACCUGAGGAUUUCAUCCGUAUCUUCUGUAUUAUCUAGAUUGGACAGGUAGUUCGCCCAGCCGACGUCUAUUGCGUUAGUGAUGACGUAUUGGGUGGGCCGUCCAGCCCGGUAUUCAUUCGUUCCUUCUGUUUUCAUGUAGUCUCGAAGUGCCUUGUAUGUUUUUGACAAAUCUGGGGGGCUGUGACGUCGGGUUAGGUCUGUUAGGUGCAGAUUCCGCUCAAUGUUUUCGGUACAACUUCGAAACACAUCUAUGAGAGGUGACUCGAGUAUGACACGAUCUUUUGUGUAGUUUGAACUGC
Messenger RNA from Gloeophyllum trabeum ATCC 11539, 2766 nucleotides. Its product is annotated as P-loop containing nucleoside triphosphate hydrolase protein. The record is from RefSeq and is a predicted model, not a curated record. Gene Ontology annotation, molecular function: 3'-5' DNA helicase activity; four-way junction helicase activity; ATP binding. Gene Ontology annotation, cellular component: cytoplasm; chromosome. The transcript has 6 exons. NCBI's taxonomy places the organism in Eukaryota, Fungi, Basidiomycota, Agaricomycetes, Gloeophyllales, Gloeophyllaceae. Bases 1 to 2472 code for a protein of 823 amino acids. Gene Ontology annotation, biological process: double-strand break repair via homologous recombination.